AUGUCGUUUAAUAGCUAUCACAGAAGAGGGUCGAGGUCAGCAGCGCAAGCGACUCUGGCGCAACAGAACCUCGACGAGUGGGAAAAGGCUAGUUUCUGUACCGUGAGUGCUCGAGACAUCCAGGUGCUGAACAAACCGUCGGAGCUGGAGCUAGAGCCCGGGCUUGAAGACCAGAUGAGCGAGGACUCGCGCAAUUUCGGAACCACUGAAAUGAGAUCGGAGGUGCGAUCGGAGGAAUUCGCAAUUCUGUCGACAUCAAGCGAUCGGGACGAAGCAACGGCGAUUGCAGAGGCACAACAACAACAAUUGGAAAUCGAUGAGCAACGGCGUGCAGUGUCUAACUCGCAACGGAUCGACGACUGGUGCGUGCAAAACGACCGGCGCGCGCUGUCCAGUCUACGCACGCCCGCCAACAAGCGAGUCCAGGAGAUCGUGGAGGCCUGGGGGGUCGAAAACGACACGCCUGCAAUCCAAGUGGUGCGGGCGUUCAGGGAAACGCAGGUGGCAGCACGCCAUUGCGACAAUUACACCGCACAUAUUCUGGACCUCAUGAGUCCGUUGCAGCGACUUCGGCUUCGCAGCUUUGCAGAGUCAAUGCGACCUCUGCUAAAUCGACGUCUAGGCGCACAGAUUCCCGCAUAUCGAUUUCGAAAUUUGCCGUCUGUUUUUGUGAAUCGAGAUCUGCAGUUCCAACACGCACUACAGCUUGAAAACGCCGCGGCGCCAGGGUUGACACCGAGCGACGCAGAACUUGAGGAGUCGGCAACCAGCUCCCAAACUUUAGGCAGUACCUAUUCCCUUCAACGGUCUUCCACCGGAAUCCAGUCGUGGCGCGGUUGGAAUAUCGUAACUAGAUUCAGCCCUGACCAUAUCACAAGUUACUAA
This is a messenger RNA of Lachancea meyersii CBS 8951, 885 nucleotides long. Lineage: Eukaryota; Fungi; Ascomycota; Saccharomycetes; Saccharomycetales; Saccharomycetaceae. The record is from the annotation of a GenBank genome assembly.